UGAAAUUACUGGUAAAACUUUCUUCUGAUAUGGGAAGCCGUGUCAAGUUUCAGUUGGAAAACGAUAACCUCAGUAGCAACUUGAUGGGAGCAGAAGAACCCACUAGAGAAGAAGAAUACAACCAGUUAUUUAACGAGUGUGGCUUUAUUGAUGAAAUAGAGUUGGAACCUUUUUCAUCCAAGACACUGGUGCUGAACUUCACACCUCGUUCCAAGCUAGGACUUCAAAACAGUAUUCUGCUACAAAGGGAACUUAUGGAGUCCUUUCUUGAGGGAAAAGGGCGCCAAAAGUUUUUUGCACGCUAUUCUUUGGAGUUAUUUGAAGGAUAUUUAUGGUUAGAGGUUGUAAGUGGGUUUGAAAUCAGACAAGGCGACAGGAACUCUCAGGUAGAUGUACCUUUUCGAGAAAUUUAUCCACACUCAUGUACACCACUGAUGAUAAAAGUGACUGGCCGUUUGUGUCCGUCUGUAUUAUUACCAGAUACUCAUGAAAUUGUCUUUGACAAUUGCUCAGUAGGAGAAACCUAUGUACGAGACUUGAAUGUAUGGAAUCUCUCAGAAAUAAGUUCAAGUUUUACUUUUGGGUUGAAAUACAUAGACAGAAUAACUUUGGAUGGUAAAAGUAGCUAUCGUUUGACUGGAGGUAACUUGGGCCAUUGGAUAUAUAUUGUAGAUUAUGAGACAGGUGCAAGUAUUGAAGACGCUAUUGAUGUUGCUGGAUUUUCUUAUCGUAGACUUCAAGUGAUUUUCCGUGCUCUUGCGGAAGGUGAAAUCAACUACUAUUUUGAGAUGGAGAAUCAAAAAGACCUUCGAAAUUCUUUCACUAUAAAGAUAUCGAGUAUUGUAACGGGUGAUCUCCCGAAAGAUACGUUAGAAGUUUUGAAUCUUUCUGGUGGUCUAGUAGAUUUCGGCGAAUGUUAUUAUGAGGACUCUGUAGCGAGAAAAAUAACUAUUCGUAAUGUUUCCAAACAAGAGCUUGAAAUAUCUUUAGGAAGUGAUCGAGAUGAUGAAGUUGUAUAUGAAAUUGUGAAUGAUGAUGAUCAUUUUUCAGGGAUAGGUUUUGACUCCGUAUCAGAUGGAGAUAUGAAUGCUUAUUCCAUGAGAGCGUUGAGAAAGGAAAUUUCUGAAACAAUGAGCUCUGACGGUUCGGAAACGAGGAAGUCUUCAGCACUAGCAACUCCGGAUAGAGUUGCAACUCCAGAAAAUCCUAUGCCUUUGUCGUUAUUAGAUACUAGUGGUUAUCAGUCGAUUGAUAUUUCUGGUCGUAUUGAUGAACUUUUGAUUCCUGCAGGGCAAGAGAAAAGUAUUCGUGUGAUAUUUACCCCUAAACGUCCAAUUCAAGAACAUACUCCAACCACGAAAAUGUUUUCACUUCGUGAGACCUUGUGUCGGUUGAUGACCCAAACUUUUCGGUUAUUCUUGCGAAGCAAAUCAGUUGGCUCAAAAAGUAUUUCUUGCCGAGCUAAAGUUUGUGAUUCAGUCAUUUCUGUCGAACCCAAGGAAAUAGAUUUGGGAGAAUGUGAUAUUCAAUCUUUGUAUCAUACUUCUGCUAUUAUAACGAAUAUGUCCGAAUUGCCGGCAUUAAUAUCUUUUAGAUAUUCUUCCAAGGCAGUAUUUAUUGAGUCACAAGAAGUUACCAUUCCAACGAAGAGAUCCUAUACACUUCCCAUUCAUUAUAUUCCUCGAACUAUAACUUCUGAGUAUAAGAAGCAGAUUCGAAUAGUCAAUCGGAAGAACCGUUUGAACGACUGUGUCAUUUCUUUGAAAGCUAGCAAUAUUGAUAGGCAUCGUGUUGUUUUUCAUGCAAAGUUUUAUGAGUUAUUAACAGAAACGACUACGAAUCAAAUCGACUUUGGAGUUACAGUGGUUGGUGAUCCAUCUUUAAGAUGCUUUCGGAUAAAGAAUAUUACCAAGUCUAACCUUACUUUGGAAUUGAGAGGGAAUUCUGAAAUUUCUGUGUAUUCGGUGCUAUCAAAGAAUGCGUUGUAUGAAAAGGUUUUGAAAGGUAUUCAAUCGACGGACUAUGAACGAGAUGAGAGAUUGGUAUGGAGAAGGGAAGCGGAAAUAUAUAAGAAAAAGUUGAGUUUGGUAGAGAAUUUGGAUGAGUAUUCAAGAAAAUUGUUAUCUCAGCCCGUUAAAGAAGAGUCAGAAAUAUCGAGCAAGAUGGAACAAAAAAGUAUAAGUUGGGAAGAAAAGAGUUCGGAACAAAAGAAAGAUGAACAAAGUCUCUUUGAUAAGCAACAAGAACUUGAGAAUCGCAUUCAACAUCUUAUGGAGCUGGCUUCUCCAUCUCAAAGGACGCCAACCUAUUUCUCUGAUGCUGGAGCAGAACUGGAUUAUAUUGAAACUCAACUUCGAGCCGGUAGAGAGUUAGCAAGGUCGCUUAGAGAUGGUUUGCUUGUUCCGGUUAAGCAAGUAACGAUUGCUCCCGAAGAAGAACAAGUAUUUUUCAUUACUUUUAUACCAGACACUAAGAAACGUUCAUUGAAGGGAAAGCUUCGACCGAUCGAUAGUAUUUUAUCCAUUCGAAUUUUACAAGUGGACGGAACACUUCCAGUGGAUUGUAUACAUUCCGGUAUUACUGAUGUUUCACAAAUCUCACCCAGAGAAGUGUUAUUGCUGCUCAAAGCAUGCAAAUCUGAAAUGGAAUUGGCUCAAAAGCAUAUUCAUUUCGGUCAUGUAACCGUCGGUGAACAACGUACAAAGAGUAUUGUGAUUCAAAAUCGAUGUGAAGCUCCCCUUUUGUAUGUUGUGAAGAAAAGUGGUUCAGUAUCCAGCGAUGAUUUACAAUUCGAUGCCAGCAAGGUUGGUGUUGUUCGUCCUUAUUCAUCAAAGGAAGUAUUUUUCAAGUUUAAGCCUACUAUGGCUGGCCUCUUUCAAGAAACAGUCUUUGUCGAAAACUUAUUAGAUAGUUCUGCUGACGCUUCUAUUACCAUGAAGGCAACUGUACACAAGAAAAGUCAUUUUCAUGUGGAGAAUCUAUGUGAUUCUGUUGUCAUUUCCCAUAACAGACUUGAUUCUUCAGUUGGUGCAUUUGUACUUUAUAACGAUUCGGAUAAAACCCGAGAUUUUCUUGUCGAAUUUGAGGCGAGAGACUUGUCAUCUCAUUCGUUUGAAGAAUUGCCCAUGGUUGCUUUUCAUGUUUUAGAAACUCGAGAUGCAGAACAAUUUUUGAAGAAUUUGUUUCAAGAACAAUUGGCUAGUUUAGAAAGCUGCAAGCGAUUUAUGAGCAAGGCAGCACCUUCUCUAUCCAAGAUGAAGAUUUCAGUGAGACCUCGUGGUCGUGAACUUAUUCUUUUUUGGAUAUCUUGCCAACAACCAGACAAACAAAUUUCACAUAUAUUCGGGAAUGACUUUACAUACAAAUUUGACUUGAUUAUUUUCGAGAUAAAGAAUAGGGAUGUAGAGAGGAGAAUUUCGGCAACUUGCAGACUUAGUCAUGAAUCUGACUUUGACUCAGCCUUUGCUUUGUUAGAUAGUAACAGAACUCCUGUUGAGCAAGUAGACAGAAAGGAUAUGGAAGAGGAACCAUUGUUUUCCAUUGGAAUUCAGAAACUUGAUAUUGGUGGUGUACAGGUUGGACAGAUGGUUCGUCGUUCAAUUCGAAUAAGUAGUCUAUGCAAAGAUACUUCACUUACUUUGGAAGUAUUUGCCAAGAAUAACGUUUUAAAUAAUUUAUGUGACACGUCAUGUCGGGUUUACUUUGCUUGUAGCUAUGAAAACGAUUCUAGUAAAUGUGAAUUGGCUGCAGAAGCUACUACGGAAAUCAUUAUUGAAAUUUGCCCUGUGGCAGUUCGAAAGUUUCAUUCGGUCUUUUCAAUACUAGGAAGAAGCCACAAAGAUUCUACUGCAUUUGAAACAUCUUUUGAAGUAAUAUAUUUUGGCUACAGCAAAGAUUCUAUUCGUAUUUUGGAAUGUCGUGAUGAAGAGAGUCUAUACCCUUUUUGUACUGUUGCUGAUCUGUCAAGACGUUUUGCAUGGAUUUAUCAUCUCCGUGUUGUAUGUGACGUUCAAGAUUGCAACCGAGCGGUUUUAAAUGCAAAAUCGAAUCUUCCUUCACAAAUAGUCAUAUAUAGCGAUACAAAGUUAGAAACCUUAGCGGAGAAUAUACCGAUUGCCACUGGAAUAGCUCAAGAGUUAUUUCUUUGCGUUGCACCAAAAUUUUCGGAAGACGAUAUUGUCAACUGCAGUGCAAAGCGUAUCGUUGCAGGAUUGCAGCUUAGUGUAUCAGACCAAGAUACUAAAACUGUGUUAUCAGAGAGAACCUGGAAAGUUCAUGGUAUUGUUGGAAUUGUGAGAUUGGAGUUUUCGUUGUCAGGUUCGAGUUUUUGGAUCAUUGAUAAGGAUAAUUCUGUUGAAAGUUUGGAAUGUCAUGGUCAACUAGAACUUCGAAACGGUUCCUCGCAAUUUUCCACUGAUUUUCAUGUAGUCUCUCCUUAUCGAGAUGUUGUUCUAAACGGACCCAUUCAUGGCAUUUUGGGUUGCUCAAGUAAUGGACUAUCUUUAAUUGAUUGCGAUAGGGAUGAAUGGAAGUCUUUGGUUUCACCAGAAUGGCUAGAGUCCAUGAAAUAUCCUAUUCACGUGAUGAUAUCUUAUUCAUUUUAUCCUCAAGAAACUGGUUAUAUUGCUAGGAAAUUGUAUAUGGAAAGUGCAUCAUUUUCAUUUCCUGCGCAAGUUUCGUUUGGUUGUUUUGUGGACGAUGGUAGAUUUCAACUGAAAAGUCCGUAUUUACUAGAAGCAGAUCAUUCAUUGCGUGUUCCUAUUUGUGUACGAAGAAAGUCAAACGAUACUUUUGUACCUUCAGAAGCUUUUAAUUUCACUCUCUCGGUCUUCGACGACAAUAAUUCAAGCGAUGAUUCUGAUAACCUCAUUAUAAUGUCUAAUUUUAUAUGCUUAAUGAGCGCAACUAAUAAGGAGGAAGCCUUGAGUUUGAAUGGCUGGAAUGCGCGGUUUUAUGAUUGCUAUGUAGCGAAGGAUAUUGUGAAGUUGAACAAUUCUUUCCAAUAUAUUAUUCGACAUUCUCAGAGUCUUUCUUUGGAAAAGGAUGAAGAGUACUUUUUGCGUGACCAUGGUUUUCUGGAAAGGAAGGGCUUCCUUCUUCUGGCGGAUGCAAGAAUAAAAUGUCAACCUUACAACAAAGAAAAUUUUGUAAGAAAGAUAAUUGCGUGCACCUUGUAUUAUGAAUGUCCAGAACUAGCUGUUAUAUCAGAUAAUCCUGCAUAUCUUGGCGAUAUUGGUCCCUUAAGUGGUAUUUUGGAAAAAGAAGUGACUUUUGAACUUGAAAACCAAAGUCAAUUUAUGGUUAUUGCAUCAUUAGAUCAUAUACCAUCCGGUCUGAUUCCUCAAUUUCCGUUUUUGAAGGAAGCCAGUCACGACAUUGUUUUUCGUCCAACAGAAAAGAAAACUAUUUCUUUCAUGUUAGUGUCAGAGCACCUGGAUCAGAGCAUUCGUGGAAAGAGCAGUUUGAACCUUUUACUUGUGAAUCAAAUGAAUGAGUGGAACCAAGUGAAGCUGAACAUUGAGCUGAAUUAUUUAAAGGCCAAAUUACAAGUAUCAGAUACUACUAUUUUGAUGAAGUCUUUGAAGUAUCCUCAUGGCGCUAUUGUGGAGAGUCAACUUGAAGUUACGAAUCUCUCUCCGUUGGACUUGGUUUUAGAUACAGUCUUUCAACCUACAGCCGAAUGGACUUCAGACACUAUGCCAGUUGAACUAUGUUUCAUUAAUGGAGAUAAUGGAAAUGUUUGGGAACCCGAAAUAACUCUUGAAGGAAGAGGGCAUUGUAGCCAUUUAUUGAUUCGAGCCAUUCCUCGAGUAGACUCACCUUGGAUAUUGUUGGAGAAAUUGAAAGAGCAAAAUGCAAAUGAGGAUCAAGAGUCGAUUCUGUCUUUUAUAGACUCUGGUAUUCCAUUGGGUCAACUCAGUUUCACUCCUCGACGAGACGAACUUUCAGUAGUGUCUAUUCCAAUCCUUUUUACCUUUCAGUUGGAUGCUUUCGUUCUGCAUUCACCUAACAAGCUGAUACUGGAACAUUCUUCAGAUUUGAAAAAGUCCAUAAGCUUCUGGAAUCCUUGGACUGCCGCAACAUUUGGUUGUCGUCUAGAAAGUGUCUCGUUGCCCUCUUUUUUGCAACUUCGUUCCACUUUGGAAGAAUUUGUAUUAAAACCCUCCAGUCAGGUAGACUUUACUCUCAAGUUGAUAUGGGAUCUAUCUGCAAUCACUUCGGCAUCUUAUUACACUUCAUUGGAAUUGGAUACUGGACAUUCAUGUGUAUUCACUAUUUCUAUACCGGACCAAGUAUUUUCGAGACUUUCUUAUGAACAACAACAACUUUUGGUAAAUAGUUCAUGGGAAUUGGAGAAUCUAUUUCAAGUCAUUAUUCCUGUUGAAUUGACAAGCUCAUUUUUACAUGAGUUGAUGGACUCAUUUGCUGCAAGUCGUCAACCUACUUCGUCACCCGUUGAUACUGUUAAUAGUCGUGCUUCUACUCCUGCAUUCGGACUAUCUGAACAAGAUAUAGGACUAGAACAGCAAUGGCUCAUGGAAGAAGAAGUUAUGGAUUCUCUUCCAUGUCUUAUUUUACGUGGUUGCUCCUCUUUACCAAGCAUCAUUCAAGAAGUUCGUUAUGCUUUAGAUAUUGGACAAGUAUUUAUAGGAAGGGAACCUGCUCCUUGGACAUUUGUGUUGGAGACUUCCAGUCCAAAACUUGCUCUUUAUUAUCGCAUUUAUGUUGUUACUAUGGAAGAAGAUGAUACUUGUUGGAUUUCACUUGGCAAACAAGAAGGUCUUUUGAAUGAAUUGGAUCCAAUGCAUGAAAUUGAAGCCUAUUUUUCAGCCUUCCGAAUGGGUUAUUUUCAUGGCUAUAUUAGAAUUGAAAAUGUUUCCAAUCCUUCGGACAUUAUAGUGGUGAGUGUGAAUAUGCAAGUUGUUGCCAAAUUGGAAACGGAAGAACAAGUGAAGAAAGAGGUGUUUUCUGUCAUUUGUGAUGGUCGUCGUCGUAGUCGUCAAAAUACUAUCGAUUAUUCUGUUGUAUUUUUUGAUCAUGUGUAUCGACAUCGCUCUUUAGUUAUUACCAAUCAUUCAUCUGUGGAACAAGAAUUUCUUCUCAAGCAUGAUUUGCAUACUGAAAACAAGUCAGAAUUGAAUUUCUCUUUGACCAACAAUUCUUUGAGGAAGGUUAAUUCAUUGCAUAUUCGUUCUGGAGAGUCUGCUCGAGUUUUUCUAUAUUAUCGUCCCGCAUUGGAAUCAUCGGAUAUGGCCAAUUUAUCGGAUAUAACCAAAUAUGAUCAACAAGAAAUAAUAAGAGACUAUCACGUGUUUAUUCAUUGCCGAUUGGUAAAAGAUUAUCAGGAAGUGAUAUUAGUGAAGAGUCGUUGUCGGUUACCUCGCUUACAAGUAUCACCAGUGGACCAAGUAUUUACGAUGCAUUUAUAUUCAUCUGAAAGUCAUCAUAGCAGUCAUGGAGGUGAUUGGUUUCAUACCCAAUUGGUAACUUCCACUUCAGAUACCACGAUGGCUUUAUCAGGAGGAUAUCCCAAACCGGAAGAAAAAUAUGCUUCUUCACCUGGAAUGAUUCCUUUUUCUUUGAAUAACGAAUGGUAUGCCAUUGACCCUCCUCAUUGUCAGGUUACGAUCCGUAACUUGUCUCCUACAACUCCCUUACAUUAUCGUAUUAUGAAUAAUGCUUUUUUCUUUCAAGUGGAGAAUGUUGACGAAACUUUUAUCAUUCCACCUACCAACUCCAUCCACAACAACUUUCGUGGGACAGAAUGGACGACAGAGAAUUGUUCCUCUCAUACCAUAACUAUCCGAGUGGAUCCCAAAGCUUUGUUUCAACGUCAAAAGAUUUUACUAAAAGAGAAGUAUGUUGAGGAACACAUCUCUAUUUACAACUGUGAUUUACCGAAAGAAUUCUUUUGGAUUCGCUUGCGACUUAGUGUCGAUGGUACAGCAAAGAAUUUUACAGCAGUUAUGCACAAAGGCACACCAGCUUUUGAAACGUUGGAAGCCAUCGCUCAACAAUUUAUGAAACAAGUUGGCAAAGCAUUUCAUCAUUUGCAUCGACAACUGAACAAUCAACGGAAUAUGCUUUGGCAGACGCUUAAUGCAUCCGAUACUCAUUCAGCGUCUCAAAGUGGUGAUAUAACGGAUGAAGUAUGUCGGCAUAUGGAACAAAUUCUAACAGAUUGGAUGCUGGAAGAUUCGCAUCGUCAACUCAUGUUUCAAAUGCAUUAUGUGACAGAUGAACUUACAUAUUAUGCGCUAAAGGAUCCUUCGGAUGCUGCAUUAUUGCUAGCCAAACUUGUAUACUCCUUUAUUUUCCGAUCAAACAUUGUUUCGUUGGGUUUUGGAGUGCCGGGAGCAAAUAAGAGACACUAGCUUUGUUGUUUUCUGGACAGGACAAUUGAGACACUUUUUAAGUUUCUUUCCCGAUAAGUUUGACAAGUUGCGCCUUUUGUAUUGGUUAGAGGAACAAUUUGAAACAUAGACGAGAGAAGAAAAAGUUGAAGAAAGCCUUAAACCCUGUUUGCUCUUCUCGUAAGGAACCCCAACAUUCUUUGUUUUAUCCAUUCCUGGCCAUAUGGAAUAUAUUUACCUUCACGACUAUCGUAUAACAAACAUUCCAAUUGUGGCAAGUGUUGUAAAAAGUGCAAAAGGUCGUUUGCCUCAUAACGAAUGCGUGCGAGGUGAGGUUGUACUUGUCGCAAGUGAUUUUCAUACCACGAACAUAUUCCUUUGUAGACUUAUUUGAGUGAUAUGCUUUU
This is a messenger RNA of Galdieria sulphuraria, 8761 nucleotides long. RefSeq lists its product as uncharacterized. Bases 30 to 8375 code for a protein of 2781 amino acids. The record is from RefSeq and is a predicted model, not a curated record. Lineage: Eukaryota; Rhodophyta; Bangiophyceae; Galdieriales; Galdieriaceae. The transcript has 4 exons.